This is a messenger RNA of Gryllus bimaculatus (two-spotted cricket), 347 nucleotides long. The record is from the annotation of a GenBank genome assembly. NCBI's taxonomy places the organism in Eukaryota, Metazoa, Arthropoda, Insecta, Orthoptera, Gryllidae.
AUGCUGCCGUUGCUGCCGGCGACGGGAGCGCGCAGCCGCGCAGUGGCCCCGCGAGUGAAAACGCGCGACCGUUCCCGGGAAGAGGCGCAGAACCUGAAAAUUCUCGGCUUACUCAUCGCUAUCUUUUUCCAUCGGCCCCGUACUCAAAGUGAGCCCAGGACUCUCGUCUGUCGCAGCUGCAUCCGCAGCAUGUGUGCAGCGUAUAUUGACCAUUUCGUUCACGUGCAUGCAUAGUGCUACACAAGAUGUCGGUGCUGUUUUACGCUGUCGUUCGUCAUGUGCACUGCAAGAUGCAUGACAACCCUUGCGACAGGAACAUAAGCCAGCUACAAAUACGAAGUCAACGG